AUGCCCCUCGUGGUGUGGAAAGAUCCAGACAGACACGGUGCCCGACGUGACGCCAGCAUAUACGGCACUGCACUCUGUGCGCGAGUCGGUGCGCGCCUGGUGGCUGCGUACGGACCCAGCACAGCGGCUCGCGUGUUGCCUGCCACGCGCUUCAUGUCCGUCAACGCGCUCAACAUGAGCGCCACCUGGGCCGUGCUGGACGCCAUCUACUCGUUUCUGCCGACAAGUAGGCUGUCAAAACUAUGGCGUGAACAAGCGCAGCAGCAGGCAGCGAGCGAAGGUGGAGGCAGAGGGCAGCUACUUCCGCGUACUCACCCGUGCUACGACAACACGGUGCGCUUUUUCACUCGGUCGCUGCGCCAGCCCAAAAGCAAUGUGUACCACGUGGCCGGUGUGGCACCGCUGCGUACCUACCGACUGCUGGUUGCACGCGAGCUGGUGGUCAAGGACUUCCUUCUGCGGCCACCGCUCACUGAGGAACGGCAUCCGCCCGCCAUGCUGGCCGCGGUUUUGGGAACGACUAUUGCGAAGCAGAUCUUCGCGCUGCUCUACAUACUGUUCUUCUUCAAUGACCGUUUCGAGCCACUUGCGCCGGCGGAUCUGGGCCCCGAGCUUAUCGCCGCCGAGGCCGAGCUGAAGCGGUACCGUUUGCUGUUGGCUACUAGGACGAGCGCGUUGGGAACACUGCGCGUGAGUGAGAUCCGGAAGCUGACCUCACUGAGCCUGGCCGCAACUGCCGCCAGCCACGCGGCUUCCGUCCUGGAAGCGCGCCGGUCAGGAACGGCAUGGAUUGAAGCGACCAAGGGACACAGCAGCGACACCACGUUCGGCGGUGUCCCUCGCGCCAAGCUCUUCUUCCUCACGAGCUGCUUCCCGUCCUGCGGACUAUCUGGCCGGGCACGGAUUAUGCAGGCACCGUUCUGCAACGUGGCUUUACCGGCAGCAGCGGCUUUCAGGCGUGCUUUUCAAUGUGAUACGACUCACAGCCUCUGGACCAACUUCACGUGGAGGGAGUUCUGAUGGAACCGUACUGGAAAUGAUGCGGUCGACAGAACUAGUGCUCUUA
Dermacentor silvarum is the source of this 1066-nucleotide messenger RNA. RefSeq lists its product as uncharacterized. The coding region runs from base 1 to 1020 and encodes 339 amino acids. Lineage: Eukaryota; Metazoa; Arthropoda; Arachnida; Ixodida; Ixodidae. The record is from RefSeq and is a predicted model, not a curated record. The transcript has 5 exons.